GGAAGCAGCCCUGACACACAAGAUAAACAUUCGUCUCGGCCACAAUCUCUAAAAUGGCUGAGUCUUGUUCAUUAUUUGGUGAAGAACAAUUCACUUGUUCAAUUUGUCUGGAUCUACUGAAGGAGCCUGUGACCAUUCCUUGUGGACACAGUUACUGCAUGGGCUGUAUAAAGGACUACUGGAGUCUAAAUGACCAGACAAGUGUCUACAGCUGUCCUCAGUGUAGACAGAUAUUCACCACAAGGCCUGCUCUGAACAAAAAUACCAUGUUUGCAGAGGUAGUGGAAAGACUGAAGAAGACUGAAGAACUCCAAGCUGACCCUUCUGUUCCUAGUUAUGCUGAACCAGGGGAUAUUGUGUGUGAUGUCUGUGCUGGGAGAAAGCAGAAAGCCAUCAAGUCUUGUCUUCUGUGCCUGGCCUCGUACUGUGAAACACACCUCAAGCUUCAUGACAAGCUAAACCCAGGAAAACGACACAGGCUUGAGGAAGCCUCCAUACAGCUACAGGAGAAGAUCUGCUCCCAGCAUGACAAACUGCUGGAGGUUUACUGCCGUACCGAUCAACGUUGUAUCUGCUAUGAGUGUUUGAUGGGUGUACACAAAGGCCAUGAAACCGUUUCAGCUGUAGCUGAAAGCACAGAAAAACAGAAAGAACUGAAGGAGGCACACAAGAAAUCCAAGCAAGUAAUCAAGAGGAAAGAGAAGGAGCUAUUGCGGUUGAAGCAGGCCAUGGAGUCUCUCACAUACUCAGCACAGGUAGCUGUGGAAGACAGUGACAAGGUCUUUGAUGAAAUGAUCCGCUCUGUUGAGAAGUGGCACUCUGAUGUGAAAAGACUGAUCAGAUCACAGGAGAAUGCUGCUGUGGGCCAGGCUGAAGAGCAGGUUGACCAGUUGCAAAAGGAGAUUGCAGAGUUGAGGAGGAGAGAUGCUGAGCUUGGGCAGUUGUCAAAAACAAAAGAUUCUAUUAUUUUCCUCCAGAGCUGUCAAUCAAUCCUAGCCCUCCCUGGAUGUGGAGAUUCAUGCAGCAUCAAUGUCAGCCAACAAGUGUCUUUUGAAGGCGUGAAGAAAUCUGUGGCUGAACUGAAACAGCGAUUGGAGGACAUCUGCAAAGGGACCUUCGUAAAAAUCUCUAAAAAAGUACAAGAUGUUCAUAUUCUGCAGGCAUCAAAUCCCAGUCCACCUCUACCCCAAGUAAAAGAAAAGUUUGUGGAGAGUAAAGUACCAACAACAAGGGAGGAGUUUUUGAAAUAUGCCUGUCAGCUCACAUUGGACCUAAACACCGCACAUAAAAACCUCCUUCUCUCCAAAGACAACAAAGAGGCUGUAUGGAAGGAUGUGGCACUGCCUUAUCCUGACCACCCAGAGAGAUUUGUAAACAAUGCUGUAGUACUGUGUAGAGAGGCGCUGUCAGGCCGCUGUUACUGGGAAGUUGAAUGGAGUGGAGUACAGGUUGUUAUGGGUGUUGCAUAUAAGGGGAUAAACAGAAAGAAGUGUCCUACUCAUGAUCAUUUUGAUUGGAUUUUAAACUUUCAUGAACAGACCUGGAGUUUGGAUGUGUUUGGUCGCUGUGUUUGGGAGAAUACUAAACAGACUAAACAACUACCUUUUUGGCCUUCUAAGAAAAUAGGGCUCUACUUGGAUCACAAGGCUGGAUCGCUAAUGUUCUAUAACAUUACUGACACAAUGACCCUCCUCUAUAGAGUACAAACUACAUUCACUCAACCACUCUAUCCUGUUUUCUGGAUCAAAGUACAGUCCGGGAUGAAAUUGUGCCGCAUGAAAUAAAUGAAAAUGAUUAUUAUAAAAAUAUGAUGCUUUUUGAAAUACUCUUUUUACAAUUGAAAAGAAGUAUGGGGGUUUGUCUGUUUGGGAUUAUAAACGGCACCCACUUCUAACGGCAAUCAUUUACAACAAAUUAUACAAAUUAUAUGCUGUAUGAGUAAGAAGGAAGUAUACCAAUUGCAUACAAGAAUGAAUAAAAAUAAGUGAAUGGUAA
Molecule: messenger RNA, 1995 nt
Organism: Oncorhynchus nerka (sockeye salmon)
Lineage: Eukaryota; Metazoa; Chordata; Actinopteri; Salmoniformes; Salmonidae
Product: tripartite motif-containing protein 16-like
Exons: 7
Coding region: 54-1784 (576 amino acids)
Molecular function (GO): zinc ion binding; protein binding
Source: RefSeq, a predicted model, not a curated record